AUGGAACUUGAUAAAUUUAUCUUACAACAAGAUAAUGAUCCCAAACACACUUCCAAUGUAGUAAAAGAUUGGUUGGAUGAAAAGAAUAUUGAUGUAUUACCUUGGCCACCACAAAGUCCAGAUAUGAACCCUAUUGAACAUAUUUGGGCAUACAUGAAGAUGUGCUUAAGAGGAAAAGGUAAGCUUAACAAAAAAAUCUUAAAGAUGAAAUUGUUAAAAUAUUGA
This is a messenger RNA of Hepatospora eriocheir, 225 nucleotides long. The record is from the annotation of a GenBank genome assembly. NCBI's taxonomy places the organism in Eukaryota, Fungi, Microsporidia, Hepatosporidae.